AUGGAACUUUCGCUUUGGGACACCGCCGGCCAGGAGGAAUUUGACCGGUUGCGCGCGCUGUCAUACGAAGACACGCACGUGCUGAUGCUCUGCUUCAGUGUGAGUACCGGCCAUACGAGCCACACGGAGCGCCCAGACCUAACAAAACGGGUACAGGUCGACAGCCCCGACUCAUUCGAGAACGUCGGCUCAAAGUGGAUCGCGGAAAUCAAUGAAAACUGCCCCGGCGUGCGGGUUGUCCUCACGGCCCUCAAGUGCGAUUUGCGCAAAGACGACGAGGAGAACGAGAACCCGAAUGCCAUCUCUUUCGAACAGGGUCUGGCCAAGGCGAAGGAAAUUGGUGCCGUCAAGUACUUGGAAUGCUCGGCUGUGCAGAACCGCGGUAUUCGAGAAAGCUUCUAUGAAGCCGCCAAGGUUGCGCUGGAGGUCAAGCCUGCCGGGUCCAAUGGGUCCGGUUCAUCUUGCGUGAUCCUCUGA
Penicillium argentinense is the source of this 477-nucleotide messenger RNA. RefSeq names its product Rho family GTPase RHO3 (gene rho3). The record is from RefSeq and is a predicted model, not a curated record. Gene Ontology annotation, molecular function: GTPase activity; GTP binding. Gene Ontology annotation, biological process: small GTPase-mediated signal transduction. The transcript has 2 exons. Lineage: Eukaryota; Fungi; Ascomycota; Eurotiomycetes; Eurotiales; Aspergillaceae. The coding region runs from base 1 to 477 and encodes 158 amino acids.